This is a messenger RNA of Exophiala spinifera, 1179 nucleotides long. RefSeq lists its product as uncharacterized. The record is from RefSeq and is a predicted model, not a curated record. Gene Ontology annotation, molecular function: aspartic-type endopeptidase activity. The transcript is spliced from 3 exons. The coding region runs from base 1 to 1179 and encodes 392 amino acids. Lineage: Eukaryota; Fungi; Ascomycota; Eurotiomycetes; Chaetothyriales; Herpotrichiellaceae. Gene Ontology annotation, biological process: proteolysis.
AUGUACUCAUUCAAUUUGCUCGUAACCACAAUACUUGUGGUACUGAGCCUACUACUUACAUUCCUGAUUGCGUCUGUCGAGACCAGUCCAAUCGGCAACAAGGCAGAAACGACAUCGUCUCCAAGAACACUGCGUUUGCCCAUCCGCCGGCAAGCUUCAAGCCAUGGAAAACGCUCAAAUGUCUUCUCCGGUACCCUUCAGAACGUAGAAUGGUCCUACCUCAUCGAUGUGCAAGUGGGCACACCACCACAGUCCCUCUCAUUGGUUUUCGAUACCGGAAGCAGUGACACCUGGGUCUUCUCACCCGAAGCAUGCUCGAGCGACGCUCAAUGUGCCGGAUCAUUCAACUCCAGUGUCUCCUCGACCUUUGAUGACACUUCACCGGGCUCCUUCGCCAUAAGCUACGGGGACCAAUCCCAUGUCGAAGGCGACUAUUUCAUCGACGAUCUGCGGGUCAGCAACGCCACGAUCUCGGCGUUGACCAUGGGUCUCGCAAAGACAGGGCAGUUCCAAGGAGUCGCGACGUCCCACGGUAUCAUGGGCGCCGGGUACGUGUUGAACGAAGCCGUCACGGGUGCAAACGAGUAUCCGAACAUCGUGUACGAGUUGGUGUCUCAAAACAUCAUUGGGAAUUAUUCGUUCAGCCUCUGGCUCGACGAUUUAUUUGCAUCGACCGGUACGAUCCUCUUCGGCGGCUACGAUUCUUCCAGGUUCCAUGGCUCCCUCACCACGAUGCACACCCUCGCCAACGCCAACGGGAUGAUCAGCACAUUCCUCGUAUCCAUGCUCUCCCUCGGCGCCACGUACAAGAACAGAACGACAACCUUUACCUCGCCGACCUUCAACGGCGCUGCCCUUCUGGACUCGGGCACGGCAACCACCCACGUCCCCAGCGCCGUCUACGCCGGGUUGGCGAACUAUUUUGGCGCGGACGCGAAUGGAGUCGUCGACUGCAGGCUAGGCCAGACGGAAGGGCACGCUUCUUUCGGGUUCGUGGGUGUCACGAUCCGAGUCCCCUUUUCGGAACUGUCUCUCCUCGACAGCACGACGGGGCUGUGCACCUUUGGCUUCUUCGACGGCGGAGAAUCGUUGAUUCUAGGCGAUACGUUCCUGAGGUCAGCGUACGUGUACUACGAUCUCGGGAACAACGAGAUCGGACUCGCGCAGACUGCGUAUUAA